AUGACCUACAGCUACAGCCACGGCUACGCCCUCGCGACCUUCGUCGCGGCCAUCACGGCGCAUAUCCUCCUCGUCCUCGUCCUCGUCUACGUCCCGCCGACUUCCUCCCUGCGAGCAUGGCUGUUACCGGUGCUGGUAGUCCCUACGCUCGUCGUGUCGCGGACGGCCGUCCACGCAACUCCCGUCAUGCCGCUCAACUUUGUCAUUGGCGUCGGCUACGGCUUGAGGUUGGCGCUGGAGAUGUUCGACCUUCUCUGCAUAUCAAAGGUGGCCUAUCCGGGGCACACUGGCUCUAAGACCAGCGACGGGACUCGUGGCAAGCCGGGUGACAGUUUGCCUUGGUAUACCAGAGCCUACAGAGCAGCGGUAUGGCUGGGUGAGGCCUCUUCUACGGACAGAGGGCGAAACGGGUACAUCGACAUCUCUCGAGAGAAGGCAAAGAAGACGUCAAAAAGGCAGUUCCUGGUUUUCAGAUCUAUACGCUUUAUACUUUGCUAUUUACUGCUGGACUUGAUCACGUCUCAGUCCCUGGAGGAUGCGGAUGUCAAGUUUGCUCCCGGUAAGGAGAAGAUCCUUUCUCGCAUCAUAGCUGGAGACUUCUCGGGCCAGGAUUUUGGAGAGACCCUGGGCUCGAUCGUUGGGUUCGCCGCGGCAGGAUACCUGAAUCUGGUUGUCCUUAUUGAUUUCGCCUCGGUGCUGGCAGUGAGCCUGGGAAUUAGUGAGGUUCAAGACUGGCCUCCUUGGUUCGGGCCCUUGACCAAGCUCUACUCCAUUAGGAAUUUUUGGAGCGUGGUAUGGCACCGACAGUUGCGGGUACUUCUCUACAACCAUGGUUACUUUAUCACUCAUUCCAUCCUACGUCUACCCCUUCCAGACAGCGUUUCACCCGAGUCCAAGGCCUUGCUAUUGCUUAUUCGAUAUGUCAGGAUGCAAGCGAUCUUUCUAAUGUCGGGGUUAAUGCACAUGCCUAUCGAUAUGAUGCAGAACAUUCCUCUGCGGGAGUCCGGGAUAGUGAUGUUCUUCACAGCUCAAGCUCUAGGGAUCCUGAUUGAGGAUACAGUCUGCUCUACCUACCGCUGGAUCACGACUGGGUCAUUCUCCCGUCAAGCCCACAGGGGCUCGAGGACGAAGGAACCGGCGCUAUGGAAGAAGCUGAUCGGCUUUGCCUGGGUUCUAUGCUGGGCGAUGUGUUGUGUGCCACCUUGGAUCUUCCCUACCAUCCGCCAGUCUGCCAUGUCCGCUGUUCCUUAUUCGUUCUUCACCAAGGCGUAG
Messenger RNA from Nannizzia gypsea CBS 118893, 1272 nucleotides. Its product is annotated as Tri7. The transcript has 2 exons. The record is from RefSeq and is a predicted model, not a curated record. Gene Ontology annotation, biological process: lipid metabolic process. The coding region runs from base 1 to 1272 and encodes 423 amino acids. Lineage: Eukaryota; Fungi; Ascomycota; Eurotiomycetes; Onygenales; Arthrodermataceae.